This is a messenger RNA of Odobenus rosmarus divergens (Pacific walrus), 2208 nucleotides long. It is a transcript of the gene EHD4, whose product is annotated as EH-domain containing 4. Gene Ontology annotation, biological process: endosomal transport; endocytosis. Bases 86 to 1711 code for a protein of 541 amino acids. The transcript is spliced from 6 exons. Gene Ontology annotation, molecular function: GTP binding; calcium ion binding; protein binding. Lineage: Eukaryota; Metazoa; Chordata; Mammalia; Carnivora; Odobenidae. The record is from RefSeq and is a predicted model, not a curated record. Gene Ontology annotation, cellular component: cytoplasm; plasma membrane.
AGCGGGGGAGGGUCGAACUCAGAGCGGGGUCGGAGCGCCGGGCAGGCACUGAGAGGGCUGGCGCGGGGCGCGGACCGGCUGCAGGAUGUUCAGCUGGAUGGGGCGGCAGGCGGGCGGGCGCGAGCGCGCGGGAGGCGCCGACGCGGUGCAGACGGUGACUGGCGGCCUGCGCUCGCUCUACCUGCGCAAGGUGCUGCCGCUGGAGGAGGCGUACCGCUUCCACGAGUUCCACUCGCCGGCGCUGGAGGACGCGGACUUCGAGAACAAGCCCAUGAUCCUGCUGGUGGGCCAAUACAGCACGGGCAAGACCACCUUCAUCAGAUACUUACUGGAACAAGAUUUCCCAGGCAUGAGGAUUGGUCCAGAGCCUACCACCGAUUCCUUCAUUGCUGUGAUGUAUGGGGAGACUGAGGGCAGCACCCCAGGGAACGCUUUAGUCGUGGACCCCAAAAAGCCAUUUCGAAAGCUUAGUCGCUUUGGAAACGCAUUCCUGAAUCGAUUCAUGUGCUCCCAGCUGCCCAAUCAGGUCCUGAAGAGCAUCAGCAUCAUCGACAGUCCCGGCAUCCUGUCUGGGGAGAAGCAGCGCAUCAGCCGAGGCUAUGACUUCUGCCAGGUCCUGCAGUGGUUCGCGGAGCGCGUGGACAGGAUCAUCCUGCUCUUCGAUGCUCACAAACUGGACAUCUCAGACGAGUUCUCGGAGGCCAUCAAGGCCUUCCGGGGCCAAGACGACAAGAUCCGUGUGGUGCUGAACAAGGCCGACCAAGUGGACACACAGCAGCUGAUGCGCGUCUAUGGGGCCCUCAUGUGGUCCCUGGGCAAGGUCAUCAACACACCCGAGGUGCUUCGUGUCUACAUCGGCUCCUUCUGGGCACAGCCCCUACAGAACACUGACAACCGCCGCCUCUUCGAGGCCGAGGCCCAGGACCUCUUCAGAGACAUCCAGAGCCUUCCCCAGAAGGCGGCCGUGCGCAAACUCAACGACCUCAUCAAGCGAGCGAGGCUGGCCAAGGUACAUGCCUACAUUAUCAGCCACCUGAAGAAGGAGAUGCCGAGUGUAUUCGGAAAGGAAAACAAGAAGAGAGAGCUUAUCAGCAGAUUGCCAGAGAUCUACCUUCAGCUGCAGCGAGAAUACCAGAUUUCUGCCGGGGACUUCCCAGAAGUUAAGGCAAUGCAGGAACAGCUGGAGAACUAUGACUUCACCAAAUUCCACUCGCUGAAGCCCAAGCUGAUCGAGGCAGUGGACAACAUGCUGAGCAGCAAGAUCUCGUCCCUGAUGAACCUCAUCAGCCAGGAGGAGAUAAGCAUGCCCACUCAGCUCGUGCAGGGCGGUGCCUUCGACGGCACCACUGAGGGCCCCUUCAACCAGGGCUACGGGGAGGGUGCCAAGGAGGGUGCCGAUGAGGAGGAGUGGGUCGUGGCCAAAGACAAGCCCAUCUACGAUGAGCUCUUCUACACCCUGUCUCCUGUCAACGGCAAGAUAUCAGGUGUCAACGCCAAGAAGGAGAUGGUGACAUCCAAGCUGCCCAACAGCGUCCUGGGCAAGAUCUGGAAGCUGGCUGACUGUGACUGUGACGGCAUGCUGGAUGAGGAGGAGUUCGCGCUGGCCAAGCACCUCAUCAAGAUCAAGCUCGACGGCUACGAGCUGCCCAACAGCCUUCCCUCCCACCUCGUGCCCCCCUCCCACAGGAAGUCCUUGCCAAAGGCCGACUGAGGGGUGGGCUGCUCUCAGGGUAGGCAGUGGGCGGUAGGGAUGGCGGGGAGGUGGGGAGGCCUGGGCCCGAGGCCCGUGCUGCCACUGACUCACUGACCCUGGCCACGGCACUGCCCUCUCUGUGCCUCAGUUUCCCCACUUGUGGAAUGAGGAGGGCAGACACAAGUCACUAGAUGAGGUUCUUUCACCUCUAAAAUUCCCUGAGUUUCUAUUAAAAUAUUGGGAGGAGGGGGUGGAUAAGGAGAUUGAAGGGUUGAGAAAAAAGAGAAAUUGACCAAAGAGUGCUGGGAAGCCUGGAGAGACAGACAUGGAGGCCAGCUGGAUAGAAUCCCACAACCGCAGGGAGGGAGCUGGGGGCUCUUCCGGAGCCGGCGAGCCUGUGCUGCUCUGGGCCACACAUCAUCAUGCACCUGCUUUGGCUCCUGUCUGUCCCUUAGAGGGUACCAGGAGGGAGCAAAGUUGAUCUUAUUUAUUUCAUUUCCUGCUGUGUUGAGAGU